Messenger RNA from Oppiella nova, 744 nucleotides. Lineage: Eukaryota; Metazoa; Arthropoda; Arachnida; Sarcoptiformes; Oppiidae. The record is from the annotation of a GenBank genome assembly.
AUGAAGUACGAGAGUUAUGGAAAGGUGCAGGUCAAUGUGUCCGAAGAUUUUGCAGUUAUUGGCGGGUAUUGUGUGAAACCCGAGUACCAGGGUCAUGGUAUUGGGAAUAACAUUUGGAACUCAGGAAUGGCACAUAUGGGCGACCGCAAUAUUGGACUUAUUGCCGCCAAUAUGAAAAUGUUUGAGAUAUACAGAGAUCGACAUCAUUUCAAAUGCAUUCGUGAGCCCGUCCUCUAUAUGAGAGGACAACUGGCGUUAGACAGAGAUCUCAUCGAUCAUAUCAAAGGCGUCUCUUUGGUUGCCAUGAAUGAGGACAAUGUCCGCGAUGUCAUUGAAUACGACCAACAAGUUUGCGGUUUAGACAGAAGUGUAAUGAUUGAGGGCUUCUAUAAAACGGCAGAUAAUGUCAGUUUAGUGGCCAUUAAUGACAGGAAUCAAGUGUUGGGCUACUGUUUGAUUAUGGAGACGUGUUAUCAGGGUCUUCAAUUGGUUGCACCUCUUUAUGCGGACAACUGUCAAAUAGCAGAGCUGUUGGGCCACAAGUGUUGCCUACUUUUGCCAUUAAGUAAGAGGAAUGAUGUGAUCAUCAAGUGUUGGAAAUCAGAUCACAAAGCGAUACAAUUGGCGAAGAAAUUGGGAUUAUCUGAAGGGAUUGAACAGAUGGGAGGAUAUACCAAGGUGAUACCACAAACUAAUGUGGGUAAAAUGUAUAGUUUAGGCAGUACUAUGUUCUAUGUACUCUGA